This is a messenger RNA of Ostertagia ostertagi, 543 nucleotides long. Lineage: Eukaryota; Metazoa; Nematoda; Chromadorea; Rhabditida; Trichostrongylidae. The record is from the annotation of a GenBank genome assembly.
AUGUUAGAGCACAAAGCAGAGUAUGCGUGUAUUCUUGCAUUCGAUGUGAAAGUGGAACGAGAAGCGCAAUUGUUUGCCGAUCAUGAAAAAGUGAAGAUCUUCCAGGCCGAUAUCAUUUACCACUUGGAAGAUAACUUCCUCAAAUACAGAGAAGAGUUGCGAUUGAAAGCACGUAAAGAAAAUGAACACCUAGCGAUCUUCCCUUGCAAAUUACGCAUUCUUCCACAACAUGUGUUCAAUGCUCGUAAUCCUAUUGUCUGUGGAGUAAACAUUGAAGCUGGACAGCUCAAAAGAGGAACUCCAAUUUGUGUGCCGAGCAAAGAGGUAAAUCACCUCAUUAUCUUACAGGUAUGCAUCAAAAUUGAGAAUACCACUGGUGAGGCUCCCAAGUUGUACGGACGACACUUCAAUCACGAAGACAUACUCGUUAGUAGGAUUACUCGUGAAUCGAUCGAUGCCUGUAAGACAUACUUUCGAGAUGAUCUCAGCCGCAAUGAUUGGCAGUUGAUCGUGGAACUCAAAAAGCUUUUAGAUAUAAUGUGA